This is a messenger RNA of Magnolia sinica, 2721 nucleotides long. RefSeq names its product pentatricopeptide repeat-containing protein At2g35130. The transcript is spliced from 8 exons. The coding region runs from base 850 to 2610 and encodes 586 amino acids. NCBI's taxonomy places the organism in Eukaryota, Viridiplantae, Streptophyta, Magnoliopsida, Magnoliales, Magnoliaceae. Gene Ontology annotation, molecular function: protein binding. The record is from RefSeq and is a predicted model, not a curated record.
GCUGUAUCCGCCAUCCACUCUCUAAAAAAUCUAAAAUCUCAAGAAGAUAUGGAAAAAGAUACUUUCAUUUCUCCACAUUCCUCACAAUCUCAAAAUCCUCAUCUGCUCUUCCAUUCCUUCUCCAACUGAAUAUGCAUAGUCCUCCGAUCAAAGGUUAAGUCCAUCCAAUCUGGGAGACUGGGUGGCAUCCUCCAUCUGGGGUACAUUAGAUCUGCACUCCUGAUCAGAAAAUCACGGGCCUUAUACGGGAAGAAUUCAGCGCCUAAAUAAACUAUUCAUUUGCUCAGUUUCUUUAUAAUUCAUCGAGUUACAAUAUCAUACACUAAUGAUGAAUUUGACAGAAAUAUGUGAAGUACGCUACAUUUGUUCAUGUUACCUUUGCAAACGCCGAGUCAUGCAAUAGAACAUAAAUAUUUUAAUGAACUCAUAUUUCAGAAAUUAUUACUGCACAAAUCAAUAUGGUAUUACAUGUAUCAUCAUCAUCAUCAAUGAUAUUUCAUAAAUAUUUGUUAUUUUUUCCAAAAAUAUUGGUUGAUAACUGCCAUAACUGCCAGGAUAUACAUAUAUUCUAUACACCCAUGUAUAUAUGUAUGGAUCUAUGUAUCUAUGUAUCUAUGUUUAACGCUUGGUCUUGGGAUCAUGAGAUCCUCUGCCAUCAUUGGUUCCAAGAGCCCGGCAAAUGAGGAAAGGUUGUUGUCUGGUGGUAGCCGAUUAUUGAACUUUUGCUAAUCUACCAUUUAAAAGCUAACUUCAAAUUUCUAGGAAUACAGCUAAGGUGAUGGUGAUAAUGAUGAUGAUUUGGAUGGAAAACAAUUAUUGAUAUUAACUUGAUUGGAUAUUUGUAGGUUGAUGGUUGAAUCCGCCUUACAUUAUCCCUUUGUGGAAUCAAGAUGCAGAUUUGCUCUUUCUGGUUGUGAGAAUUGUUUGAGCAUGAGAGCCAAAAAUUCUCAUGGGACUUUUGAGAAGAACAACCGUGAGAAAAUUUUCAUUGACAAACGUGGAAGAUUGAGAAGCAUUGAUCCCAAAAAGCUAUCUAGGAAAAAGGGCGGUUCUUUAAGGGGACGGGGAUGGAAGUAUGGCUCUGGAUUCGUCGACGGCAUCUUUCCUGUAAUGAGCCCUAUGGCUCAGGAACUUUUGAAAUAUUUGCAGAAGGAAAGGGAUGUGAACAAGAUCUGGCAUUCGCUUGACACUCUUUCACCCACUCACAGUAUCUGGGAUGACCUCAUCAAUGUAGCCGUUCAACUUCGUCUCAACAAACAAUGGGAUCCAAUUGUGUCCGUCUGUCAGUGGAUAUUGUACAAGAGCUCCUUCCGGCCUGAUAUCAUCUGCUACAAUUUGCUCAUAGAUGCUUAUGGCCAGAUGUCCCAGCACAGUAAGGCAGAGUCGGUUUACUUGAAGCUUUUGGAAACUCGCUACGUCCCUACCGAAGAUACUUACGCACUUCUCUUGCGUGCCUAUUGCAUUUCUGGGUUGCUACAGAAGGCGGAGGCCAUCUUUGCUGAGAUGCGAAAACAUGGUGUUCGUCCGAGUGUGGUUGUAUACAAUGCUUACAUUGAUGGGUUAAUGAAGGGAGGAAAAACUCAGAAGGCAGUGGAGAUUUUUCAGAAGAUGAAGAAAGAUCAAUGCCAGCCAUCUGCUGACACAUAUACAAUGUUGAUCAAUUUAUAUGGGAAGGUGAAUCAAUCUUAUAUGGCGUUGAAGCUAUUCAAUGAAAUGAAGAAUGAGAGGUGCGAGGCUAAUAUCUGUACUUACACUGCUUUGAUCAAUGCAUUUGCAAGGGGAGGGCUUUGUGCGAAAGCUGAGGAAAUCUUUGAGGAAUUACAGGAAGCAGGGUACGAGCCUGAUGUGUAUGCUUAUAAUGCUCUCAUGGAAGCUUACAGCCGUGCAGGUUUUCCAAAUGGAUCUGCUGAGAUAUUCUCUCUCAUGCAGCAUAUGGGAUGUGAACCAGACAGGGCUUCAUAUAACAUCAUGGUCGACGCGUAUGGGAGAGCCGGUCUUCAUGAAGUUUAUACAGAUGCUGAGGCCAUGUUUGAGGAACAAAAACGGAAGGGGCUGAUUCCGACAAUGAAGUCGCACAUGCUACUCUUGUCAGCCUACUCAAAAAACAGAAAUGUUUCAAAAUGUGAAGAAAUCGUGAAGCAGAUGCAAAAAUCAGGGCUUAAACUGGACACAUUCGUUCUGAACAGCAUGAUCAACAUGUAUGGGCGGAUGGGCCACUUUGAGAAAAUGGAAGAGGUUUUAAGCACAAUGGAAGAUGGCCCAAUUGAAGCUGAUAUCAGCACCUACAACAUCUUGAUAAACGUAUAUGGCCGGGCGGGAUUCUGGGACAGAAUGGAAGAACUGUUCAGAUCGCUCCCCAGCAGAAAUCUAGAACCGGACGUGGUGACAUGGACGUCCAGGAUUGGUGCAUACUCCAGAAAAAAGCAGUACAAAAAAUGUUUGGAGAUAUUCGAAGAGAUGGUCGAUGCGGGUUGUUAUCCGGAUGGUGGAACUGCUAAAGUGCUGCUAUCGGCAUGUUCGAAUGAGGAUCAGAUCGAGCAGGUUACGACGGUAAUUAGAACAAUGCAUAAAGAAGCAAAGACUGUCUUUUCUGCUGAAUUAACAGGCUGAAGUAAAAAAAAAUACCACUGGUUAGUAUUGUUCCUCAAUUUCUUUGUUUUUGUAGAAAUUUUUUUAUAGUCAACAUGAGGAAUUAUAUGAUCCUCUUCCCCUGUUGUUGUA